This is a messenger RNA of Pleurotus ostreatus (oyster mushroom), 936 nucleotides long. RefSeq lists its product as uncharacterized. Bases 1 to 936 code for a protein of 311 amino acids. Gene Ontology annotation, biological process: catechol-containing compound metabolic process. The transcript is spliced from 8 exons. Gene Ontology annotation, molecular function: ferric iron binding; catechol 1,2-dioxygenase activity. The record is from RefSeq and is a predicted model, not a curated record. NCBI's taxonomy places the organism in Eukaryota, Fungi, Basidiomycota, Agaricomycetes, Agaricales, Pleurotaceae.
AUGGCUGCACCCUCCACUGAACAGACUGUCAAUGUCUCCAAUGGUAUCCCACCUCCAUCGUUUGAUUUACCGUACCCCGAGACCCCUGAGACGAUCACCGAGAACCUGCUCAAGCUGGGAGGAACCAUACCAAACACUCGCCAUAAAUUCCUGUUCACGAAGCUGGUUGAGCACUUGCACCAGUACAUCAAAGAAACGAGCAUCACCACCGAGGAAUGGAUGAACUCGAUCCAGUUCCUCACGCAAGUGGGGCAGACGUCCACGCCGAUCCGCCAGGAAUUCAUCCUAUUGUCCGACGUUCUAGGUGUAUCCGCCUUGGUCGACUUGCUGAACACUCCUGCCAUCCCAGGUGCGACCGCUAACAGCGUCCUCGGGCCGUUCCACACGGACGACGCUCCCCUAAUUGAGAACGGAGAGUCCAUCGCAUCUGAAGGCAGAGGCAAAUACCUGUACAUCGAGGGAAGGGUGCUGGACACCGACGGUAACCCCGUCCCAGACGCCUUGAUAGAGACAUGGCAGGCCGACGAGACCGGUCUUUACGAUACGCAGUAUGCCGAUCGCGAUGGUCCCGACCUUCGGGGGCUCUUAAAGACGGACAAGGACGGCAAGUACGGGUAUCGGGCGGUCGUCCCAGAAGCGUACCCCAUCCCGGGGGAUGGGCCUGUCGGCGAGCUUCUUGUGACGCUAAACAGACAUAACAUGCGCCCCGCCCAUAUUCACAUCACCGUCGAUGCCCCGGGGUACCGCAAGCUCACGACGGCUCUGUAUCCAGAGGGGAACGUGUACCUCAGAAGCGACUGCGUGUUUGGCGUCAAGGAGUCUCUUGUUGUUAAACUGGUUGAAGUUACGGACGAGAAGGAGACGAGGCGCAGGGGAUUCCCGAAGGGCAAUACGUUCAAGUUACUCACGUUUGAUAUCGUCUUGGUAAAGCAGUGA